Messenger RNA from Formica exsecta, 11667 nucleotides. RefSeq names its product probable JmjC domain-containing histone demethylation protein 2C (gene Kdm3). Gene Ontology annotation, cellular component: chromatin; histone deacetylase complex. Lineage: Eukaryota; Metazoa; Arthropoda; Insecta; Hymenoptera; Formicidae. Gene Ontology annotation, biological process: regulation of transcription by RNA polymerase II. The transcript has 20 exons. The record is from RefSeq and is a predicted model, not a curated record. The coding region runs from base 92 to 9175 and encodes 3027 amino acids. Gene Ontology annotation, molecular function: histone H3K9 demethylase activity; transcription coregulator activity; chromatin DNA binding.
CGGCCGAGGGAAAGGGUGACUGGCGGACCCGGCUGUGGCGAUCCGAAGUCCAAGUCGCGGAUUCGGCACGCCGCGGUCUACCGAUCGUAAUAUGGCGUACAAGUUUCGCGAGGAGAUCGUGGGAAAGAGGUUCCUCUCGGUCAGUGGUUUCACCAAGCUGAAGGUGAAUAAGAUUAGUGAGUGGGGUUGGCGUGCGGGAGUGAUACGUGCUGCCAGUCACAGGGAUAACGGCUGUCAUGAUCUUCAGGUUCUCGUAGAAUACGACGACGUGGAGUGGCAAAGGAGGGAGUGGUUGUCGCCUCACAGGGAUGCCGUGUUCUCCUUCUUUCUCAUUGAACGAGGUCUCUACUGGGCCGAACGACCUGACCCCAGACACGCUAGUCUCAUCCCCAUCGAUCAUCACAAUCACGCGAACAAUAACCACCAUCAGCACCGCAUUAACGGGAAACCGCUCAGAGGCGCCACGGCAGUCGCCGAUACUAUUGCCUGGCCAGCUCUUACUUUCUAUCCUCUCGUGGCACGCGCUGAGUUGCACGAAGACGCCAUGCCGAUCGAGUUUAUGCAAGAUCGCAAACUGGACUUCGUCGACUACUCGAAGCUGAAGCCAUUCACCCAGGACUGGGAGCUGACUAAGGGAACGAUGCCCUGGGGAAAUGCUGUUAGGAGAUGGGCCGAGAUGCAAGACGGUCAGAGGAUCCUGCUGACUACGCCUAGCGUUCUGGUCGGUUUCAGGGUCGAAGUUUAUCGGGCGGAAGGCACCACACAAUGGUACACAGCCGUGAUCGUCGGUUAUAAUGAAUCCACCAAGGAUUUGACUGUCACUGACGACACGGUCCUCGAAGAUCACAACGAGGAUCCUACUUUAGUACAAAUGCGACUGAUAGGCGAUGGAGUCGUCGAGAGCAUCAUGAGGGGCGAGGUCGUCGGCAUGACACCGAGGAGGUCGAGGUCAUCGACUGCUCUGACGCACGCGCUUGUGGUGCCCCGACCUGGAAGAAGGCCUCGAAGACGACCGGGAAACGCGGCGCAGUUACAGGCAACUCCGAGGGUACAAAGUCCGAUAUCUCAGCAUCUCGAAAAAGAAAAGAAUAACGCUCGUAACAACCGACGUCGACGUGUGAGCGAAGGUGCUAGUCGCGAGAAGAGUGAAAAAGAUUCGACAGAAGCGGCAUUAUCCACGCGGCAGCAGGAAGAUCGAGAGAAUAAAGGUCCGCCAUCUGGCAAGGUCAGCAAUCGUGUAGCACGGCCGGUGUUGGAAGAGGCGAAUAGCGCGUCUGGAAGCGCUUCGAAGCUACGAAGACGCGGCGCUCCGGUAAAGAGUCCAACCGCCGACCAGAGUCCGGCACAGCAUCAGAGACCGGUUCGAAGAAGGCCGAGGCCAGGGAGCGGCCAGGAGGUCAAGCCAGGCGCAGAGGAGGAGUCUGUCGAGCAUCACCAUCAUCAUCGUACCGGAAGCGGCGCGAAAGCCGACAAGGACGAACGUCUCGGUAGCAGAUCCGAGGAAGAGGAGGAGGAAGAGCGAGCUCUCGAAAGGGAGAAUGAGGAGGAGAGUCCGGAACGUUGCGAUCCAUUGACUAAGCGGCUAAGAACAAGCCCCGUCGGCAGAAAGCUUCGAUCCGAGAGUAGUAAGGGCAAAAACGCCGAGGAAGCUGCAGCGGAUCGGGCCGGGGAGGUGGUGGUGGAGGAGGACGAGGAGGACGACAACGACGACGACGCCGAGGAAGAAGCCGGUGUGGAAAAACACGACGGGGCUGAGCGGGAGGUCGACAAACUCGAGGAGAACGAGGAGAGCCAGUCCAGAGAACGGGACAGAGAACCCGAGCCGCCACCUCCGGAUAAAGUCGAUCCCGGAGGCAAUCCAGCUUCCAAGGAACAACAGCCAGAUAACAAGCCAGAAUCGAGAAAGGACGCUCGCGCGACCGAUCGGGACACAGAUAAGAUCGGUGAGUGUAAGGAACAACAACGACAACGGAAACAGCAGCCACCGCAGUUACUCGUGAAUGGAUUGCACGUCGAUUCGCCGCUGGUCAGCGACAAGACGAAUGUCAUCCGCGAGGACAGUCCGUCGCUGCUGAAGUCGACGACUCGAUCCAAGACAAAGGGUUUCGCGGAAGAAGACGGAGAGGACACAGCGGCGGCGGCGGCGGCGGAGGACGAGCGCGACGAGAACGCUAGCGAAGAGGAGGUGGGCUCGCAGCGGUCGCGCCGAACAGAGCUGACCACCACCGAGUUAGGCACGGAGGAUAGCGUGGGUAGCGUCGGCGGCGUGAGGGCGGCCAGCGUCGAAUCGGUCGUCGAACUGCUGGAGUCGAGCAGUCAAGACUCAGGCUCCGUGCUGGAGAGGCUGAGUCCGCUUAGUAGCAGCGGCGGCGGCGGCCCCGGCAGGCAGAGCAGCCUGCUCCUGGAACAGCAGCGGGAGCAGGAGCGCAGUCGGCACAACGAGAGCCCGAUCAUCCUUGCCGAGAGACUGAACAAGCCGCCACCGCCGAUCGCCGGUCACCAUCAUCACCAUCAUCUACAACCGUACCAUCAGCCGCAUCAUCAGCAACAACAGUUUCAUCAUCACCACCAACAACACCAUCAGCAGCGUUAUUCCGCCAGUAGUCCGGUGAUUCACCAUCAUCACCAACAGCAGCAACCGCCGCCGCCGCCGCCGCAGCAUUAUCACCAUCAGUUAACGAGCAGCUCGCAUCAGCACCAUCAUCAUCCCACCGCCCACUUGACCCCGUCGAGCCUCCUCGAGGUGCAACAACAGUCUCACACAUCGAGGGGUGGCGAUGAGGCCGGCGGCGGCCUCAUGGAGGUGGAGGCCGGGGCCGGUAUACCUGGUGCGGGCGUACUCACCGGUGUGUCCACAGCGAUCGGCGGCAUACGGGCGUCAGGAGGCAGCAGCAACAGCGGCGUCGCCGGUACUUACGGCGAUAGCGGCUCCGACAGCGGGGUAAGCUCGCUGAGAAGCGCCGGCUCCGGCGACGAGAGAAGCGGCAGCAGAAGCUCGGCGCUCAGCGUCGAGGAGACGACGUCGUCCUCGACACCAUCGGCAGCGGCGAUAGGCACAGCCGCCGCCGCACCGGCUAGAGUCUGGCACGUGCAGAGCAUCCAGCACACGACUCUGCUGAUGGCGCAUCCUCAGGGCGCCUCCAACGCCGCCGCGAACGCCGCAGCCACGGCGCCGCCGGUUGGCUACCAGAGCCCGGCGCCUCCGGGUCAUCACGCCACCGUCGCGUCCGAGAUGCUCUGGAGGCCUAUUCAGUCCAGGACCUACCCGCCGUUAUCGCAUACCCUCCUGGGACCGCAGCAACCCAGUCCGGAGGAGAUGCUCGAGAGGGACCGCCACGAGAGGAUGCUGCGGGAACGCCGCGAAGCGGAAGUGCGCGAGUUGGAGAAGGCCAAGAUGGAACGGGAGAGGCUUGAGAAACAGAGGGCCGAACAGGCGGUACAUAAACACUUCGAGGAGUCCCUCAGGCUGGCACAACAAAAGAGGAAUAUGCAGUCGGCUUCGAUAGCAGCAUGGAGUAAUUUCUUGCCGGUCGUCCCGCCGUCGACGCACCCGUCAAGCAGGACCCACGGAGCGCCACCGGGAUUGACAGCGCACGCUGCUGCAAGUCAUCGCGGUCAUCCUGGUCAUCUCGGCGGUACACCAGGCGGAGCCCCCGCCGCCGCCGUUACCACGCAUCCCGUAAACGUGGUGCAGCAACAGCGGGAGCGCGAGGAAUACGAAAAGUCCGCGCGAGAGAUGAGAGAAAUCCGCGAGCGAGAGAAUAUGGCAGCUGAAAGGCAGGUCCAGCGUCAGGCCGAAGCAAGGGAUCACAUCGCCGCGCAACAAAGGGCCGCUUACUACGCGGCCACGGCGUCGCCGGCUCAACAGGUAUCUCGACCUUCGAGCGUGCCCGGAAAAGUCGAGUACCCGCCUCCGCCGGCGCACACGCGGACGUCGAAAUCGUCGUUGCCAGUCGGUGCUCUUCACGAGAAACCACCAUCGGUAGUGGGCUCAUCGCACAGCUCGCUACCGAAGGCCGAGCCGAACGUGAAUCUAUUCAAUUAUUCAUCGACGUACCAGCCGUCCUGUCCGCCGUACCUGCAUGACCUCAAGAUUCAGAACGAGCUACGGCAGCCGCCAAAGUCUCUGCCGGGGAAAAGCGGGAUGGCCGGCGAUCUCGAGAGGGACCAUCACGGCAGAGAGGUGCUGCAGAAUCCUCCGUCUCUGCUGCCGGAUCACAAAAGCUCGGUGAUUGUGAAGAACGAGGGCAGGGAGUUGGCGAAAGCAUCGGUACCGCAACAGCACUCGUCCAGCUCGAGGGGUUACUUGAGUCUUCAAUCGGUGGCGCCGCAACACAAAUCGUCAGCGUACGAGGCGUACAGGAGUCCGACACAGAGCCCGCAUCAUCUGCAUCCUGCGCACUUGGACGGUCUACAGGUGGCGAAGAGCAUCGCUUCAUCGGGGAGCCAUCACCGGGUCAAUAGCGGCGCACCGACAAUGACGACGACGCAGCAAUUGCCGAGUCCGCACGGCCAUGCACCACCGCCUCCGGCGCCUGAACCGCGUCUGCAUCCACAUAAUCCCCGUCAGUCUCCACAUGCCCCGCCACCGCAGCACCCGCAUCAACCGCCCCCGCCGCCACAUCCCUCGCCACCUGAACCGCGCUAUCUGAACAGGCCGGAAUCAGCCGGUCUGCCAUACGGCGCGGCCAAAUCUACGUAUUCGUAUCCGCAUCCGCCCACGGCCUCGCCGACGCCGUCGUCGCAUUACGCCACGCCGCCGCCAGCCGGCUCCAAGCCGAAAGUCAGCAGCCCGGCGCCGCCACACAUUUACGGCAAGCCUAAUUCCGGCAUCAUGACCGGUACGCCGGUCUGCCGUGCCUCCGAGCCGCCCGUCGCCGCGCCGAUACCGUUGACCUCGAAGGCCGGCAGCUCGCCUUACCAGCAAGUGCCUCAUCAUCACGGGGCGCCACCGCCGCCGCUGCCACCGCCCGCGCAUAGCCGGGUUUAUGACAGUCGCUUCGUUAGCUCGUUGGCGAGCGGCAAAUUGCCGCCGCCGCCGUUGCACGGUUCGCCACCAACGGCCGCCUCGGCGCCGCUUUCGAGGCCGAUUGCCCAUCCCGCUCAUCCCGCGCAUCUCAGCGCUAGUCCGCACCAGCAAUCUGGUCAGACGCUGCAGCACGCGCAGUCCCAGAUCACUACGGCCUUCCAGACGCAACCACUUGACCUCGGUGUGGAGAGGUCGAGCUCACCCAAGAGAAAAGCGCCGACGCCAUUGUUAUGCGACAAUACCAGUGGUCAACCGGUGUCGUUGGAAAUCUGUAAGAAGAGAAGAACUGAGGAACCGCAACCAUUGUCUUUGCAGUGCGUCGGCCAGCCUGUUUUAUCUAGGGUGAGCGAGCCUAGUCCACUUAUUGCCUCGGCCGCCACAUCCAUCACCACAGUUGUCAACACCGCAGCGUUGUUGGCGCAGUCGAACAGUCAGACGACACAAGAGCAACGCACGGUGACGGCGGUGAGUCCGGCGCCGGGUACCGCCAGCGGUGACGGCUCCACGCGACCAGCCAGCACCGGCAGCGUAUGCUCACUGAAUCCCGCGCCAUUGAGCGCGGCACCGAGCCCAGCACCCAUACCCAGUCCGGCGCCAUCCACAGCGCCCAGCCCAGCGCCCAGCGCGCCCGGUACUCCCGCCAAAGUAAACCCUAGCACAGGCGCGGACAGCGAGAAGUCCAACAGUCCGGCGCCGAGACCGCCCAGCAGUACUAGUUACCCGGGGCACAAGUUGAAGAAGGCAUGGUUGCAGAGACACUCGAGAUGCGAGGACGGCACCGAGAAUACCACCAAUAUGGUCAGCAGCGUUACGUUACCAUUGAAUAUCUCCCGAGAGACGUCAUCGUCGAACAGCAAGGAUCGCGACAGUAGCAACGCGUCAAAUGUGACUGCGAAUAACAGCAGUGCACCGACCACUUGCUUACCCAGCGCGGUCAAUUCGAUUCACAAUAUUGGCAGCAUGGCAGUGAACAGUAUCAACAAGAGCAAGGUCACCGGCAAGAGCGGCCGGAAACCGGCGAACAAAGAGUCGCUGAACGGUCACGCUACGGAUACUAGCAAGACCCCGCAAGAAGACUCGUCCAGCAGCGACCCGGAGAGGAAGUCGCCGCCUAAACGAAAGCCACCCAAGGUAAAACGAAAGAAGGGCGCCGCACGAAGGCAACAAACGGCCGCGGAAGAUCAGCGGAGGCGAAAAGAGGACAAGCAAGGCGGCGGAGCUGCUGCAGGCAGUGAAUCUAGCAACGAGAGUGAGGCGGGCUCUGCCAGUGAUACCAGUGAACAGUUGAGCACCAUUCAACCUGCUUCGAGGGUUCGACAUACUACGGCCAAUUCCAACAAUUCUUCGGGAAACGGAAAUAACAAGGAACCUAGGAAACGUGGUAGAAGACCAAAGACUACGAAAGGCAAUGAAGUCGGAAGCGAAGAUCAACAGCCUCGUCAGAAGAAGGAACGUAGAGACGACAGUACGAGCGGCGGUAACAAUGGGCCGGGCGGAAGUGGUGGACGAGGCGAUCCCUUUCGUAAACCACCGAUAUCGCAAUUGAAGAAAACUGGGGAGAGCUGGUUGCAGGAUGGCGCUUGUUUUGAGGUGGCUCCAAAGCUGGCCAAGUGCCGCGAGUGUCGAUGGACGCCACAUCAGCGCUCCAAGAACCUUCCUCAAAAUAUCUUCUGCAGAUUUUAUGCGUUUCGCAGACUGCGUUAUACCAAAAACGGACAAUUGGCCAUAGCGGGAUUCAGCGAUCCACACAAAGAUGCAUCCGAGGAAGAUCUUCGAUUAUGGUUACCAGGAAAAGACAAUCAAGAAACAACAGGAAAGGACGAUAAAUCCGAGAAAAACGAGAAGGACAAAGGGGACCGAGAAGACCUAGAUUUAGAAACGGCUCAUCGGCUGCUUCGACAAGUUGGCGAUCAAUUUUGUGAUCUUUUACAUCAAGAGAAAGAUGCUCUCCAAGAACACAUGGCUGAAGCGAGUUCGGGGGUUGUAGACGGAACAGUAGCGUGGAAACGAGUGAUCCAGGGUGUUCGAGAGAUGUGCGAUGUAUGUGAGACUACCUUAUUCAACUAUCAUUGGGCCUGCGGCAAAUGCGGUUUCGUCGUGUGCAUCGAUUGUUAUAAGGGACGUAAAAAUGGGACGAUCAAGAUCUGGGGCGAGAGUGGGAAAGACAGGGACGAAUUCUCAUGGCUUCUAUGCACGAAUAGACAAGCACACGAACCGGAACGGCUCAUGCUUACGCAAAUCAUCGCUGGGGACAGUCUUCUGCGAUUGGGCCAACGUCUGCAUGAAUGUCGUGCAGAAUGGGGAAUCCCUCAACAUUGUGCUUGUUCUCUCGUAACCUCGACACAGCCCAACGAGAUUCUUCGAAAUAUGAUCAAGGGCGAUUCCGUGCCUGUUCUUAAUGGAAAUAUAAAGCAGGAGGUGAAGGAAGAAAAAAAGAUAAACGAAUCUAACGGUGCAUCGGAAAGCAAGACCAAUGGCGAGGAUAAAAACUCGCCACUGAAAAAAUUACCGCCAUUUUCUUUUUCAAGCAAUCAAGAUAAAAAUGAGAGCGGUUCGAGUUCGGACUCGGACGAAGAUCGCGAAGGUAACUACUCGACAUUGCGUGAGUUGCUCAUCAGGCCGUCGCACAAAUCAAAUGGUAGCGGCGGAUCCAGAUCGAAUUCGCCAACGACUAACUCGGGCGGUAGUGUAAACACUACCAGCGCAGCCGGCAACAACGCUCCACAAAAUAACGUUGCCAAGUCCGGUAAAAAAUCAAAGAUGGAUACGCUUGAUGAGGUAAUAUCUAGUGUGAUCGAACAUAGCGUGAAGAAGGAAAGGGGUAACGGUCUGGAUGACGAGAAACCACGUGUGUUGAAGUACUUUGUGCGACGCUACAAGUGGACGCAACGCGGCCGAGAGCCGUUACCAAUCAGAAUUAUGACACUGACGGAGAGUAAGAGCCUUUAUCCGGAUGUUCCACACUCCUGGCUCUGCAACGGCAAAUUGUUGAGGUUAAACGAUCCGAAUAAUCCCAACAACUACAGAAUAUUCCAGGAUCAAUGGAAGCGAGGACAACCGGUGAUCGUAUCGGACGUUUCCAAGGCGCUGGACAUGAAUCUGUGGCAUCCGGAUUCGUUCGCCCGCGAUUUUGGCGAUGAGAAGAAUGAUCUCAUUAACUGUAUGACCGGCAAUCUGGUGCCCAAUCAACCAAUGCGCAAAUUUUGGGAGGGAUUCGAGAAUUUCUCCAAACGGCUAAAAGACGAACGAGGGAAUCCUAUGCUGUUGAAACUGAAGGACUGGCCGCCUGGCGAGGAUUUCGCUGAAUUACUACCGUCGAGAUUUACAGAUCUAAUGAAGGUUCUUCCAUUAUCCGAAUAUACACAUAGGAAUGGCAGACUGAAUCUGGCGAGUCGUUUGCCAAAUUGUUUUGUGAGACCGGAUCUGGGCCCGAAGAUGUACAAUGCUUAUGGUUCCGCUCUUCACCCCAGCAAAGGCACGACUAACCUUCAUCUCGAUAUCUCGGACGCCGUGAAUGUCAUGGUAUACGUAGGAAUUCCAAAGGAUGCUGAUAGCGACGAACACAUCAAAGAAGCAUUGAAAGCAAUAGACGAAGCAGGCUGUGAUGUUCUGACGCGUCGACGUGCUCGUGACCCUAACGAGGCACCUGGUGCACUAUGGCACAUUUAUGCAGCGCGCGACGCGGACAAAAUUCGAGAUCUUUUGAAUGCUGUUGCCUUAGAACGCGGAGCUCGCUUGGAGCCGCACCAUGAUCCCAUACAUGAUCAGAGUUGUUACCUGGAUGGAUCAUUGCGCGAACGAUUGUAUCGAGAAUACGGUGUCGAAGGAUACGCCAUCGUUCAAUGUCUCGGCGACGCAGUAUUCGUCCCAGCUGGCGCGCCGCAUCAAGUUCGUAAUCUUCACAAUUGCAUAAAGGUGGCCGAAGAUUUUGUUUCGCCAGAAAACGUUUCGCAUUGCUUCCACUUGACCCAAGAGUUCCGUGCAUUAUCGGACACGCAUACUAACCACGAAGACAAACUACAGAUAAAGAACAUCAUUUAUCACGCCGUAAAGGAUUCUCUGACUGUCUUGGCUAACGUUAAAGAAGAAACUAUAGCCAAACUCGCCAAGGCCAACAAUGAGACAAAGAUAAAAGAAGAGACUUAGCCGUAAGUUCUUUGGUGCGGUCGUAAGACCUUUUGACAAUUCCCUUGAUCGGGUCUCGUCGUGCGAGCGAGAUUAAUCGUAGCCGGCACUCCCGAACACAGCAAAGCUGACGAAACCGGGAGAAUUUGCAGAAGCGGAUCCGUCCUCGCCGCGGAAAGAUCAUUGAGAAAAUGCGAGGAUUUGUUGUGAUAUAUACAUACAUACAUAUAUAAAUACAAAUAUAUAAUAAUGUUAAUAAAAAUUUUUUUUAAUCUGGAAGAAUUAUUUGAGUUACGAUAUUGGUUGAGCCAAUGAACAUUAGUUAUAUAUGUACAUUGUUUCAUUUGAAUUUUCUUAUAUACACAAUUUUUUUUUUUUUUUUUUUUUUGUUCUCCCACUUUUUCCCCUCGAGAGAGACGCUCGCGGACAUGAAGUCCGACGAGCUGUACUAUGUGAGUGAAAAAAAAAACAAAAAAAUAAUCGUGAGCCGGAUUGCGCAUAGAUAAAACGCCGCGUCCAUUACUUGUGAUACCAGACGGACUUUGAAUCGUAUACAUUAUUUGUAAUUAAUUAUAUUGUGCCUGUAUCCAAUACACACACUGUCUAUAUUAUAUAAAUGUAGAUAAUUGUGAAAUAUUGUGUAUGAAUUUUUGUGUAUGAAUUUUACUAGCAACUACCAGAGAGAAGAAGGGAGGAAAAAAAAAAGAAGUUGUCUAGAAGUACCUUUGUGCAAUUAGAUGUCCGAUCACAUAUUAUUAUAUAGCUGGAUCAAAGCUAUAAUUGUGGAUCCAUUUAAUCGUGUGCUCUGGUGAUCUGGUGCUUUCGGUAUUUGAUUAAAGUCCCGGCCAGAGAUAGCCGAUACGUAUUCGCGUUUAAGUCUCUUAUGUUCCACGCGACAAGGGCAUAAGGAUAAAAACACUGCCUAACUAAUCGGUUCGACGAUAAUAGGAGAGGUAAACCUUUUCGCACUUUUAGUAGUUAAUUCGUAUCGUUCGCGUUCGAUCUUCUUUAGAGGCAUAUUGUUUUCCAAUGGCGACAUAUGUAUCGGUUAUGUGAACGGCGGGGUAUUGCUACAAGUUUUGUGUGUCACUUCGAUUAGAAGACAUCAAAACGAGAGAAAGAAUACAAUAAUUUCUUCGAUAUUAACUUUUUGAGAUAUAAUGGCGAAUAUGUGAAACAGAUCGUUGAAUUGUACGUUUUAUUGCUGUCGUGACCCAGUGACUACCCGGCGUGUAAUGUAAACGGGGAUAUUGAUAAGAUGAAUAUGUUAUUUUUGUCAAAGCGUAUACAAAUCGACAAAAGACAGCGAUAACAUAAUUAUAUUGUAACGAUACGCUAAACAAUGAGACGCUAAACAAAUAAGAAAACAUUUGCAGUAACAUUAAAAAAUAAAGAAAAAGGAUAACGACUUUUGAAGUGCCAAUGUUGAACGACGUAGGACAUUUAAGUGUACGCGCGUUUGUGUAAGCGUAUAUGCGUAAGUAGAAAAAAGAAAAACAAGUAACACAGAAAAGAAAAGAAAAAUAAUUAGUCACACAAAAUUUGCAGAGAUGACAGGCCGAGUUUCUAUUAUUUCAAUAAUAAUAGUUUAUGCGAAUGACACGAAGUAUUUCCGAUUAUUAUUCGCACUAUCAUUAAUGAUUCGAAAACUGCUGUCGUUUCCGUUUCCGUUUCCUUUCGCGAAAUUUGUUUUAUAGCGCGAAUCCAUUAUGAUGAGAGAACGUUUUCGAUAUACUUGCGUUCAUAAUUUAUGACGCGUGACAAUUAUAAUAAGACAGCAAUUCUCGAUUCGAGUAUAAUGUAUAUUGUCGAGUAUGCGCGAUUUACGCGCAUCGAUCGAUCGAUCAUCAAUUUAUUAUACGGCUGGUAUAAUUAACACGAGCGUGUAAACAAAAAGAAUGAACAGAAAAAAAGAAAAGAAUAAAAAUAUAUCACUGGCAUCCUAAAAUCCGCAAGUUCUUUGAUCUCAACAUUCGUCUAGCAUACAACGACUUGAUUAAAUAAUAUUUAACGAAUAAAUUUUUAAAUAUCUUAGUGUCGAUAAGUAAGAGAAUAUAAGAAUUGUGUAAACUACAAACAGCAACUACAAAAGUACUAACUUCACAAUGGCAGUGUAUAAAGUUCUAGGAAGACAUAUUUCCGUGUAUUAUUGCUGCAGACGAGACGCUAUUGUUUGUUCUCUUGCUACGUGUAUGUACAUACAUUUAUAUAUAUAUAUAUAUACAUCCGUAUAUGUAUACAGAUAUAAAUACGAAAAAGAUGAAAGAAGAGUCUAGGACUUGUAAUGAUAAGGAAAUACACAUACACACAAUCUUUACGAAACACGAAAAAAUUACACCUUAUACACACGCGUAGAUAGAUAGUUUAUUAUGCCAUUAUUAUAUAAUUAUUAUAUUAUCAUAUUACGAUUAAUUAUUACGGAAAAUACGAUAUUUAAAUGUUGCUAAAUAUAUGCCGAAAGGAGUACGAGCACGAGCGCGCGAGUGUAAAUGGUCAAAAAAAAAAAAAAAAAA